Galeopterus variegatus (Sunda flying lemur) is the source of this 957-nucleotide messenger RNA. Its product is annotated as protein FAM24A-like. The record is from RefSeq and is a predicted model, not a curated record. Bases 502 to 810 code for a protein of 102 amino acids. The transcript is spliced from 2 exons. Lineage: Eukaryota; Metazoa; Chordata; Mammalia; Dermoptera; Cynocephalidae.
CUAAAACAUAUUACUUACAAAAUGGGUUUGCACAUUCUCAGUAUUGUUAGACAAUAACAUACUGAAAAAAAGUAAUUCCCUGAAUUCCAUAAAAUAUUUACAAACCUAAUGUUUAGCAAAGGGAGAAUUCUGACUCUGUGACAAUAUAUUUCAGGAGGCCCAGGUGUUUGUAAGUAAAACCAUGAGCUCCAUUGCAGGCCUGUUUGUUAUUUACUGCCUGCAAAAGGUAGAGAUUCUUCCCACAUUGUCUGUCCUGAUUUCCUUCUCUCUGGAUUUUGCAUUUCAGUCCCUUUUCAUCCGUGAAUAGACCCUUUGACCCACCCUCUGGCCAGCUUAGGAUCCUAGGUCUCUCUAGGAACAUCCACUCAUUGUUUAUACACAUGAAGAUCUGUUUUUGGGGUCCAUCCACUGAAGGUAGCAUAUUGAGGUUGCAAAGUGGCUGUGUGAGGUGGGGAGCCAUGUUCACUGCUUGCCUGCACUCUCUGUCUAGGUGUGUCAAAGAUGUUUGAUCUCCAGACGAAGAUUAUGAUCUGCAUUGGUAGUAGCUUACUGAUUGCCACGAUCGUGCUGAUAUGUAUUGUCAUCUGCCUUUACUUCAAAGUAUCCGGUGAACUAAAAGCUGCCAAGAAACCUGAUGCUGUGGCUGUAAAUAAUCGGAGCGAGGUCGCGCGGGACAAGGCCAAAGUCAACCAGUGCAAAGUCAUCCCUACUGAGUCUUGCCGUGCCCUCCAGUGCUGUGAUCAAUGUAGAUUAUAUGGAAAUUGUGAUUCUCUGCCAUCUUGCUGUUGUGACAUAAAUGAGGGACUCUGACUUGGGAAUGAUGGGCAUGAAAAUCUUCAUGAGCAAUAUUUCUGUUAGUAGAAUGUUUUAUUACUCAAGUCAAAUUCUAGAGUGUUUACAUUAUAUAAUGCACCAUGUUUUAUGUACUUUUGAAUAAAUGUGUAACAUUGAAAAUAA